This is a messenger RNA of Polistes dominula (European paper wasp), 2255 nucleotides long. Its product is annotated as DDB1- and CUL4-associated factor 11. Gene Ontology annotation, biological process: proteasome-mediated ubiquitin-dependent protein catabolic process. The record is from RefSeq and is a predicted model, not a curated record. Gene Ontology annotation, cellular component: Cul4-RING E3 ubiquitin ligase complex. Lineage: Eukaryota; Metazoa; Arthropoda; Insecta; Hymenoptera; Vespidae. Gene Ontology annotation, molecular function: protein binding.
UCCUUAUCUCAUUUCUCAUUUCAAGGAUUUCAUCGAGAAUCGUUUGGAAAUAAACUCUUGCUUUUCAUAGUUUAUCUUAAUUUGAUAGAAUAUACGAACCUUGGCUCUAUCAACUUGUGUUAUUUUCAUUUUAUUACGUUUUAUAUAUUGUACGAAUAUGUGGUCGUUAUAUUCCGUCAUACGUAGUACGAUUAUUACUCUUUUUUUCUGUACAAGAGUAAUAUAUUUGAGUUGUCGUCAUUUCUACUGCAUGAUAAAUCAUGGACAAGUACAUAUCAUAGCUUCUAAUCAUGAUGAUUCCGAUGAAGAGUAUGCAGCAAGCUUACUGCCACCAAAAAUCAUGUCUUUACCGAACACGUCGAGACUUGAUCAAAGUGAAAUAAGUUUAGCUACCAAGCAAGGAUGUGGCCUUAAAGAUAAUUCAGGCAACAGAAAUUUAUCUAUUGCAUCAAUGAUUCACAAGAGAUCCCUUGGUUUUGGUUUUAGUAUAGGUGAAAAAUGUAGAAUAAGCAGCAAUUUCUUACCGAACAAACCGCGUCAAGUAGCAAAAUAUGAUAGCAAAGUGUUCUGCGGUUCCUAUUCAAAAGAUGGAAAGUUCUUCCUUACAGCAAGUCAAGAUAAACUGUUACGUCUCUAUCAUACCGAUGAUGGCAAAUUUGUGGAAUUUAAAAAAAUUUCCGCACGUGACGUUGGUUGGAGUAUCUUAGACACCGCAUUUAGUCCAGAUGGAAAUUAUAUCGUAUACUCAAGUUGGUCUGAAUGCCUAUAUCUUUGUCCUGUUUAUGGAGAUUCGAAUACACAAGAAUCAUUAUCGUUGUGUCCUGGAGAUCGAAGAUUUUGUAUAUUCUCUUUAGUCUUCUCUAGCGAUGGUAGAGAAAUUUUAGGUGGUGCUAAUAAUGGCUAUCUUUAUGUAUAUGAUCGAGAAUGUCAUCAACGUGCUUUCAGGAUCGAGGGUCACGAUGAUGAUGUAAAUACUGUUGCCUUUGCUGAUAAUACUUCUCAAAUUUUGUACAGUGCAGGUGACGAUGGAUUGUGUAAGGUAUGGGAUAGGAGAACGCUUAGUGAAACAGAUCCACAUCCAGUUGGCGUAUUAGCUGGUCAUAUGGAUGGUAUUACAUAUAUUGAUCCACGUGGAGAUGGUAGAUAUUUGGUUACAAAUAGCAAAGACCAAACAAUCAAAUUAUGGGAUGUUCGUGCAUUCUCUGAUCAUAAUGCUGAACAGAAUACACGUAAUGCAGUUGCAAAUCAAAAUUGGGAUUACAGAUGGCAAAGAGUACCUAGAAGAUUAUACAAAGCUAAAAAUAUGUUAGAAGGUGAUACCAGUAUCAUGACAUAUCGUGGUCAUUAUGUUCUUCAAACCUUGAUACGUUGCCACUUUUCUCCUUCUACUACAACAGGUCAAAGAUACAUUUAUACAGGAUGUGCUUCGGGCAGAGUUAUAAUAUAUGACGUUUUAACCGGACAGAUCGUUAAUACAUUAUUGGGUCAUAAAAAAUGUGUACGCGAUGUAAGCUGGCAUCCAUUUCAUCAAGAAAUUGUUUCAACUUCGUGGGAUGGUGCGGUAAUUAGUUGGCGGUAUUCAGGUAAAACUGGAUUUUAUCAUUUUGAAUCCGAAGACGAAAAUGAUGCGGAAACAGCACCGCGUACACUUAGACGAAGUCAACGUAUAGCUGCACAAAAAGCAAAACACGCAACUACUUGCUGAAAAGGAUCGUGAGAGUAAAUAUUUCUUGAAGAUGAUGCAGCCUUUUGUUUAAAGUUAGUGUUAUUGAAGUUAAUGAAAAAAUUGCCAUAUUUAUGGCCGAGACUGUUCUUCUAUCAAUGAGAGUAAAUUUUAUACAAGACUGAACAAAAGAUAUUUGUGUUUGUGAUCAGCAUUGUGUGAAAACAUGGUCUUAUAAUUUCUAUGGCAUAUUAUUCUCUAUUUCGAGAAAUCGUCCGUAUCUCGCUAAAAUGAGCUUCCGUUUCUAUGCCGCUUAUAUACAAAAUUUUCUAUCCUGAAAAGUAAAAUAAUACGUUGCACCAUAAGACAAGAAUAUUGAUAUAAUAAUAAUAAUAAUAAUUAAUAAGAAUAAAAAUAAUAAUAUUAAUAAUAAUAAUAUAUAAAAUACUGUGUAACAGUAAGAACAGAAUGUAAUACAUCGUUUACAGUUAUAGCUCCCUUCACUAUUUAUGUUGGUAAUUAUAACAAUGGAUAAAGUUAAACAAUUUAAAAUCUUGAUUUUAUGAUCUAUGUUUUAUUUUAAAUUAAAUUU